Messenger RNA from Chara braunii, 1374 nucleotides. Lineage: Eukaryota; Viridiplantae; Streptophyta; Charophyceae; Charales; Characeae. The record is from the annotation of a GenBank genome assembly.
UCCUGACUGUUUUUUCACUUCUGUCUCACACUUGUCGUGUCCCGACUCCUUCUUUCGUUUAUCAAUUGGUCAUUGUGACGGGACAGAGGAAUUGCCAAGAAUGUUGGGCUGCCAUCUUGAAGCGCAGAGGAUGGAGAGACAAAAACUGAUGGACCGCCGACUGAAGGCGAAGUCGUCACCGGAGAAGUAUGUAGCUGUUAUUAUUAACGGGAUGGAUCAAAGCAAGACCAAUCUUCCUCAUUUUUAUCGUAUCCCGAAAGAUUCGAGAAUUAGGGAGGCGGACUUUUUGAAGGUAUAUGUUGUGGGUGCAAAGGUGGAAGGACAUCUGCACAGAGCGUACGCCAUGAUGAUGUUCGACAACUUUAGCAAUGACACAAACUCCAUGCUUACCGUGCUUCAUAGAGUUCUUUCGGAUCUGCCAAAACCUUUGCUGAAGGUGUUGUUUUUGACUCUCGACAACACAUCAAGAGAGAACAAAAACAAAUUCGUUUUGACCUACCUUGUGUACUUAGUCCACAUGAAGGUUUUCGAGAAAAUGAAGCUCAACUUCCUUUUGGUGGGUCACCCACAUGAGAAUAUUGAUCAGAUGUUCAGCUGCUUUUCUAGAGCCAUUGCGCGUAGGGAUGCUUAUGACCUCCCUGCACUGGAGACAGUCAUCAGACAGUCGUCCACGAAAUAUGCAGGUGUCCAUGUUGAGCGGGUGUUUGAAGUUUACGACUGUAAAGCUUAUGUGAAGGAUCACUUGGCACCUCUUCAUGAUAUCAGUUUCAAUCAACACUUCCGUAUCAAGAGAAAUGUUGCUGGAGCUGUUGCUGUUUGGAGUAGGCARUUUUGUACAUCRUCAUGGCACCCGCAAGAUACCUAUGGCUUGGAUAUCUUCAAGACAUUUCCGGACGGAAGUGUGCAUGCAGCUCCAUGUCAUGUUGUGCGAAGCAUGGAUGAGCGGAUCAAAGCCUCCGAGGAGAAAACAAGUAUCGAUAAAAUAUUAUCAUUGGCGGGAAUACAUGAAAAUGUGAAAGCAUUUUCCAAAUAUACCAAUGAUGAGGUCGUUGCAUGGUGGUAACAUUUUCUCGCUGAACAAGAGAAUAUGGACUUCGACACAACCUGCCUGCAACAUCCAUUUGUUUGGCCACGUGGCGACUCCUCCGUUUCAGACAGCUCCGACAUGCCGGCCGACUGACCUGCAGACGCUGAGAUGAUACGUGGAGAUAUCAAUCCUCCUGAAAGACCACUGUAUGUGGGGCAUAGAAAGACGUCAAAGAGGAGGCUUCGAGGACCUAAAGGAGGGUGCAUUUGUGGCUGUUAGGGCAAGGAGAGACCAAGAGGAGCAUGAAAAACCUUAUUUCAUAGUGAAAGUAAAACGAGUCUUAGAGG